Molecule: messenger RNA, 1643 nt
Organism: Nothobranchius furzeri (turquoise killifish)
Lineage: Eukaryota; Metazoa; Chordata; Actinopteri; Cyprinodontiformes; Nothobranchiidae
Gene: sugt1
Product: SGT1 homolog, MIS12 kinetochore complex assembly cochaperone
Molecular function (GO): protein-folding chaperone binding
Source: RefSeq, a predicted model, not a curated record
AGGAAGAGCAGUCGCGAGCCGAGUGUAACCGGAUGUUGACGAAGCUUCUGUGGCGUUCCAGCCCUCACAUGCACCGCUAUCGCGUUUCCAGCACUCAUCUUCUAGAACUUUCUUGACAAUUCAGAAAGCUCUUCACAUCUGCGGCAAACUAAUGGCAGCCGAACGCAUCUUUUCUGACAGCUUCAUUGACGAAGAUCCACAGAAAGCUCUGGAGGAACUUAAUGAGGCUCUGAAGGAAGAGUCUGACAAAGCAGAGUGGCUCUGUCAGCGAGCCUAUGCCCACAUACUCUUAAAGAACUACAGCCGUGCUGCUGACGAUUCCAAGAAAGCCCAUCAGCUAAAUCCUGGCCUACCAUUAGCGUUCAUGCGAACAGGAAUAGCAGAGUACCACCUGGAAAACUAUGAGUCGGCACACGCAGCCUUUACACAGGGACACCAACUGGAUGUUUCUGACAAAUCAUUUGAAGUCUGGAUCAAGCGGUGUGAGGAGAUGAUGGGGAAGCAGACACAAACCAGCAGCGCCGACAUGACGCCAGCCGCUCCACCUGUUAAGCAUGACUGGUAUCAAACAGAGUCUCAAGUCAUCGUCACGGUUAUGGCAAAAAACGUUCCCAAGGAGGGAGUGCGUGUCAACUUUGCAGAAAAAGAGCUUUGUGCGAGGAUACAGCUGGCAUCAGGGGAGAAUUGCAACCUCCAUCUCCAUCUUCUGCACUCCAUUGUCCCCCAACAGAGCACCUUCAAGAUCCUCACCACCAAGGUGGAAAUCAAGAUGAAGAAGACAGAUGCCAUUAGAUGGGAGAAGCUGGAGGGAGAAGGACAGGAGUCCAACAUCAAACACUGGAAUCCAAAUCAGUACCCCACCUCCUCCCACUACACCCACAAAUGGGACAAGAUGGUGUUGGACAUAAGUGAGGAGGAGAAGAAUGAGCAGCUGGAGGGAGACGCUGCUCUCAACAAGCUCUUUCAGCAGAUCUACACGGACGGCUCAGACGAGGUCAAACGAGCCAUGAACAAAUCCUUUAUGGAGUCUGGUGGUACGGUUCUCAGCACCAACUGGGGCGAUGUGGGCCGGAGAACGGUGGAGGUCAGUCCUCCAGAUGAUGCAGAGUUCAAGAAGUACUGAGCACCUCUCUUCCUCCUCCUGUUUGUUUCUUCCUCCCCUUUUUAAAAUCAUGCGAUGACCCCGCUGAGUUCCCUGGGAGCUGCAGUCGGCCUGGCGGUCCUCUUCUCCUCCUCGUUGUGAUGGCAUUCAGAAGCCAUUCUAUCAGCGCACACCUGGCCUACUCUCCUCUAGAAGUCAUCACCAGAGGGGUCAGUUUUAGAUCAUCUCUUGAACUAAUUGAUCUGGUUUAAAGGCCAAUGCAUCCAAAAGGGAGGUAACAUGACCAACAGACCUGAAAAGCCUCCAUCCAACCUGCAGACGAAUAAUCUUUGUUCGUUUUUGUCCUUAAAACAGCAACAUGUGAAGCCUUUCAUCAUUUUUCAUAAUCAGCCCGUUGUAAAAAUGUAAAGUUGCUCAGAAGAAGGAACGCAACAAUUUUUCUGUAAACAGCAGGACUUAGAAACCUUCUGCUCUGGCUACCUGUCAUUUUCACUUGUGACUUUAACUCCACUGUAAAUAAAAGAUUUGGUUCUAAAACGGC